AUGGGGUUCUUGAACUCUGGAUAUCGUAUGUGGACGGACGGCACGACGGCAGAUAUUCAUGAUACCGGCAGCGCCGGUCAGGUGGAUGGGAUCACCAGCGAUAAACUCUCGGUAAACCCUAGGGAUCCCCAUGAGGCCGGGAGUACCGAGCUCAGGGAGUGGGCAGCGUCAGACCCCGUCAGCCCCGUCAGCCCCGUUCAACGUCCCGCAAAUCUCCAAAUCCCCAUGACAGACGCAGGCUGUCGGACGAGAACGGUCGUUUUCUUAUGCAAAAGCCAGCCCUCGCCCUACCACAGUAUUGGCACUGGCGGAGUUGCAUUCGAGCCCUUGACUCGCCGCCUGUUGCAGCUUGCAAGCAAGGACCACUCGUGA
This is a messenger RNA of Diaporthe amygdali, 372 nucleotides long. RefSeq lists its product as uncharacterized. NCBI's taxonomy places the organism in Eukaryota, Fungi, Ascomycota, Sordariomycetes, Diaporthales, Diaporthaceae. The record is from RefSeq and is a predicted model, not a curated record. Bases 1 to 372 code for a protein of 123 amino acids. The transcript has 2 exons.